Molecule: messenger RNA, 975 nt
Organism: Aspergillus candidus
Lineage: Eukaryota; Fungi; Ascomycota; Eurotiomycetes; Eurotiales; Aspergillaceae
Product: LamB/YcsF family protein
Exons: 2
Coding region: 158-919 (253 amino acids)
Biological process (GO): carbohydrate metabolic process
Source: RefSeq, a predicted model, not a curated record
AACAUUCGGAGUGUGGUCCAAAGUUUAAAACCCCGCCCGACUCAGCUUGGAUAAUAACAAUUCCCAGCAACCCGCACACUCCUUAUUUUCGCUCUUUCUCCGACGGGUGAAAAAAAGGAAGGAAAGGCAUCGAAAAACUUAUUGAACAACCGCAACAAUGGCCCCAAUACAGCACAAGGCGUUGAUCAACUGCGAUAUGGGCGAGGCUUAUGGCAACUGGGCCUGCGGACCCGACCUCGAACUCCUCCCCAUGGUCGAUAUUGCCAACAUUGCCUGCGGUUUCCACGGCGGUGAUCCCCUCAUCAUGAUGGAAACCGUCCGAAACUGCAAGGCUCAUAACGUUCUUAUCGGGGCGCAUCCUGGACUGCCGGAUCUUCAAGGGUUCGGAAGACGGGAGAUGAAGCUUUCCCCCGAAGAGCUCACGGCCAUCACCAUCUACCAGGUGGGCGCAUUGCAAGGUUUCUUGGACCGGGAGGGAGUCCGGUUGAAUCACGUGAAACCGCAUGGGGUGCUUUAUGGGAUGAUGUGCCGCGACUAUGAGGUGGCCAAAGCGGUGAUGCAGGGAAUCCCCAAAGGGGUCCCUGUUUUCGGGCUUGCGGGGACCCAGAUGGAGAAAGCGGCCAACGAUCUGGGAAUCGAGUUUUGGGCGGAGCUUUAUGGGGAUGUCAAGUACGAUGCUAAAGGAAUGCUCGUGAUCGAUCGGAAGAAGAAGCCGUGGGAUCUAAAGGACGUGGAACGACACGUGAGUCAGCAGGUGGAAGAGCAGUCGGUCACUGCGGUGGAUGGGACUGUGGUGCAAUUACCUCUGAAAGACUACCCGUUGUCAAUUUGUUGCCAUUCUGAUUCUCCAAGCUGUGUGGACAUCAUCAAGACGACCCGAAAGGUGGUGGAUGCCUUUAACCAAAAGUAUGGGAAAUGACCGUGUCGGCGAUGACGUAUGUAUAUACGGGCAUGUACAAAAUCAAUAAUAUCGAA